Molecule: messenger RNA, 648 nt
Organism: Tetrapisispora phaffii CBS 4417
Lineage: Eukaryota; Fungi; Ascomycota; Saccharomycetes; Saccharomycetales; Saccharomycetaceae
Gene: DFR1
Product: dihydrofolate reductase
Exons: 1
Coding region: 1-648 (215 amino acids)
Biological process (GO): dihydrofolate metabolic process; tetrahydrofolate biosynthetic process; folic acid metabolic process
Cellular component (GO): mitochondrion
Molecular function (GO): NADP binding; dihydrofolate reductase activity
Source: RefSeq, a predicted model, not a curated record
AUGUCUAAAAUUCCCGUAAUUAACGUUGUUGCCUGUCUGUUGCCUAAUAUGGGCAUUGGUUUCCAAGGCGGACUACCAUGGAGACUUUCCAAAGAGAUGAAAUUUUUUAAACAACUAACAACUUCUACAUUUGAUUCAUCUAAGAAAAAUGUUGUAAUAAUGGGUAGAAAGACAUGGCAGUCAAUUCCUGCAAGGUUUAGACCUCUGCCGAAUAGGAUUAACGUUGUUUUAUCAAGAAGUUAUUCUUCCCAUCUAUCAGAAUCUGAGGAUAAUACGCAUUAUGUGUGUAAUUCAUUGACCGAAUCACUUAAACAGAUCCAAGAUAAACUGGUAGACACUGUUGAGCGAAUUUACAUUAUCGGUGGUUCUGAAAUAUAUAAUGGAUCAUUUCGUCUAGCAGAUCAUUGGUUAAUUACAAAGAUUCAACCAAUACAAAAUAUUGAUGAACCGGCACCAAUGGUUGAUACAUUUAUAAAGAAGGAUAUGCUCUUGAAAUAUUUUAAAGAAGACCAUGAAGCAGACCUAAAUGCAUUUCUACCGGGCCAAGUUGAACUUCCUGAACAACUGCAAAAUGAAGCAACAUCUUUAAGAUAUAAACAAGAAGAGAAAGGAUUGGAAUUUGGCUUUUCGCUUUGGAACAAAAUAUAA